Messenger RNA from Colletotrichum spaethianum, 2454 nucleotides. RefSeq names its product AP-1 complex subunit gamma-1. Gene Ontology annotation, molecular function: clathrin-cargo adaptor activity. Gene Ontology annotation, biological process: Golgi to vacuole transport; receptor-mediated endocytosis; intracellular protein transport. The transcript is spliced from 4 exons. NCBI's taxonomy places the organism in Eukaryota, Fungi, Ascomycota, Sordariomycetes, Glomerellales, Glomerellaceae. The coding region runs from base 1 to 2454 and encodes 817 amino acids. The record is from RefSeq and is a predicted model, not a curated record. Gene Ontology annotation, cellular component: membrane coat; Golgi apparatus; AP-1 adaptor complex.
AUGAGUUCCUUGAAGCAAUUCAUCCGCAACGUUCGUGCCGCCAAGACCAUCGCCGACGAGCGGGCUGUCAUUCAGAAGGAGAGCGCCUCUAUCCGAGCAAGCUUCAGAGAAGAGAGUGGAGAUCACAGCGUGAGACGGAACAAUGUCGCCAAGCUCCUUUACCUCUUUACCUUGGGCGAGAGAACACAUUUCGGACAGAUUGAAUGUUUGAAGCUGUUGGCCUCGCCCCGGUUCGCCGAUAAGCGCCUGGGACAUCUGGCCACGAGUUUGCUGCUUGACGAGAACCAGGAGGUUCUGACACUCGUAACGAACUCGCUUCAGAAUAGCGACCUCGCUCACUCGAACCAGUAUGUCGUCGGCCUGGCCCUAUGCACCCUUGGCAACAUUGCCUCCAUCGAGAUGUCUCGAGAUCUGUUCCAGCAAGUCGAGUCCUGCAUCAACACGUCGAACCCCUAUAUUAGGAGAAAGGCUGCCCUUUGUGCCAUGCGGAUAUGUCGCAAGGUUCCAGACCUGCAAGAGCACUUUGUUGACAAGGUCAGCAGCCUCCUGGCCGAUCGUAACCACGGCGUCCAGCUGUGCGGCCUGACGCUGGCCACCAGCUUGUGCGAGGCCGACGAGGAGGAAGGCGGGGAGGAAGGCGUUGUCGAGAAGUUCAAGGUGUUUGUGCCGAAUCUAGUCAAGACUCUGAAGGCGCUCGCGACCUCUGGUUACGCCCCUGAACACGACGUCACAGGCAUCAGCGAUCCGUUUGUGCAAGUCAAGAUCCUCCGUCUGCUGAGGGUUUUGGCUAUAGGCGACGCGCGGGUCAGCGAGCAUAUCAACGACAUUUUGGCACAGGUCGCAACAAACACAGACUCGUCCAAGAAUGUCGGAAAUUCGAUCCUAUAUGAGGCCGUGCUCACGAUUCUCGACAUUGAGGCGGAUUCCGGUCUUCGCGUGCUUGGUGUCAACAUUCUGGGCAAGUUCCUGUCCAACCGGGAUAAUAACAUUCGCUACGUCGCUCUUAAUACCCUCAUCAAGGUGGUCGCCAUCGAGCCAAACGCUGUUCAGAGACACCGCAACACGAUCUUGGAGUGUUUGAGAGAUCCGGAUAUCAGCAUUAGGAGGCGUGCACUGGAACUUAGUUUUACUCUCAUCAACGAGAGCAACGUGCGGGUUCUCAUCCGAGAGUUGCUUGCAUUUUUGGAGGUCGCCGAUAACGAAUUUAAGCCGACGAUGACUAGUCAAAUAGGCAUUGCCGCCGACAAGUUUGCGCCGAAUAAGCGGUGGCAUGUCGACACCAUGCUCCGGGUUCUCACACUCGCUGGAAAUUACGUCAAGGAGCCUAUCAUGUCUUCCUUUAUUCGGCUAGUCGCCACUACUCCUGAACUGCAGACAUAUGCAGUUCAGAAGCUUUACAUCAGUUUAAAGAAGGAUAUUACGCAAGAGAGUCUGACACAAGCCGGAGCCUGGUGUAUCGGCGAGUACGGAGACGCUCUACUGAGGGGCGGUCAGUAUGAAGAAGAGGAACUCGUACGGGAAGUCAAGGAGCACGAGCUCAUUGACUUGUUCACGACUAUCCUCAACAGCAAUCACGCCACCCAGGUUUCCACUGAGUACAUCGUUACGGCACUCGUUAAGUUGACGACGAGACUGACGGAUCCUGCACAAAUAGACCGGAUCCGCCGGCUUCUCCAGGUUCACCAGACGAGUUUGGACGUCGAGGUUCAGCAGAGAGCUGUUGAAUACAGCAACCUGUUUUCUUACGACCAGAUCCGCGCAGGUGUCCUCGAGAAGAUGCCGCCUCCUCAAAUCAAGGAGGAGUCCCGUGUGCUGGGCGCAGCGACUACGACCAAGAAGGCUAAGACUGCGAACAGGAAGUCAAAAGUCAUCAAGCCCACUGAGCAGGACUUGCUCUUCGAUCUCAUGGAUACUCCUCCAACGACAACGCCAGCUGCCAGCGGAGCCUCCAACACCGAUCUUCUGGCAGACAUUCUCGGUGGCACCUCUUCGCCUCCUCCUACCUCGACCUCUCCUGUUCCUCAACAAUCCAACACCGCUUCGAUCAUGGACCUAUUCUCACAGGAUCCUGUCCAGCCAGCGGCUUCUCCAGCCCCAGCGACGGGUGGCUCGAACUUCGAUUUGAUGUCUUCCAUGUCCGCCGUGGCAAGUCCUCCACCCCAGCCACAGGCCGCCCCGCAGGCGCCAGCAGGUCUUCCCGUUUACGACACCAACGGCCUGAACCUCAGUUUCCAAGUUCAACGCAACGCCGAGGGCCUGGUCCAGGUCAUCGGUCGGUUCAAAAACGCCGGGUCUGUGCCUCUUUCGAACGUGGGAAUGCAGGCUGCUGUACCCAAGACGCAGAAGCUUCAACUCAUGGCCAUUUCGAGCACGGAUGUUGGGCCUGGUGCCGAAGCCACCCAGAGGAUGAUUGUUUCUGGGGCCAAGGGAGUAAGCCAAAGCCCGAUUCUCUAA